Vanrija pseudolonga is the source of this 2010-nucleotide messenger RNA. RefSeq lists its product as uncharacterized. NCBI's taxonomy places the organism in Eukaryota, Fungi, Basidiomycota, Tremellomycetes, Trichosporonales, Trichosporonaceae. The record is from RefSeq and is a predicted model, not a curated record. Bases 1 to 2010 code for a protein of 669 amino acids. The transcript is spliced from 5 exons.
AUGACAGUCAUCAUCGACCACACUGCGUUCCCCGCCAUCGUCGAGAAGAUCAUUGACGCCGCCGACUUCGGCACCCAGCUCAAGUUUCGCGGUACGUCCAAGGCGUACUGCUCGCACGUCAACAAGAUCCAUUUCAAGCACCUCCUGGUGAGGAUGGGAGAGGGUCCGGACGAGUUCCUCAACGGUUCCGAGCUGCCGUGGAUCAGUGCCUCGGCCUCUGGACCUGCUCGACCGACUGUCCUCAACGCUACCGAGAUCGUAGACGUGUGCGUUCUCAGCCAUCUCAAGUGGCGGAUCGAGGUCCUCCGGCACUUGCCUUCGGCGCACACCAUCCGUCGUCUGGCCCUGAACUGCACCCUUUACCCGAUCACCCAUCUUGACAACCUGCACACUGUCGUUGACUUCGUGAACACCGUCGUCUCAGCGGAGGAGGGGGCCGCGAAUUUGGCCAUGAUCGACGUGUCGUACGACCUCGAGCACCAAAUCAUUCACCUCCGCUGGAAGGAUGACCGAAUUGUCCCGUAUCUCAUUUUCCAGGGCAACACCCAUGCGCCCAAGCUCCAGGAAGUUGUCAUCGCCCUCUGGCCGGUCAACACGGACGAGACACCGAAACCCGAGGUCCUAUGGUCGAUGGUCGUCGACUUCGCGGCCUACGUCAAGGGAUCCGUCGCUCUGAAGAUUGUCGGCAUGGAGAAGCUCGAUUUCGGAAGCAACAUUGGCCCUCACGACUUGGACCGCCGCACCGUUGCCUUCUUCAAGGGCAUUGCGAACCGACUUGGACCUUUUAGGAACCCUGCUCAGGUCCUGGAGAAGAUCACGGGGUUCAUCACCCUCCGCACCUUCGAGCAGUGGUGGCAGGAGCACGGCGAGCAUAAGGACAUCCAUGGCACAUGGAACCCGCUCUCUGAGGUCGAGGGUGUCGACGAUGAGGAAACCUCCUCUGGUGAGAUGGGUUUUAGUGAUGAUAGCCACGAUAACGACGAAGACUGGGUGACUGUGGGAACCAACUCUGACAACGAUUCCUUCAAUGGGAACUACGUCGAGGACGCCGCGGUCGCGGCGUGUAUUGCCGACUGGCGCCGCCCGCGCCCGUUCGAGCUUGACCCCGCGGUUGUACUCCGCGCUUAUGAUAAGAUCCGGUUCAUCACCCUCCACGAGUGGUGGGACGAGCUGGGCGACAUGAAGGACUUGGUCAUCGCCCACUGCUCCGUCGCAGGCCUGGUCGCCCUGCGCGGCGCAUCAAGGGAGUAUCAGGCCAUCGCCGACGCCAUCCUCUUCCAGCAUGUUGUGAUGCGCGAGCACCCCUACGGCGGCUGCUCGCUCGCGCUGCACGACUCCUCUCGCCUCGUCUCAGACCGCCCGCUGCCGCAGCUUCCGGAGAAAGCACGCACACUAGACAAGGUCACGGUCGCGACCGACGCCCCAGCAACAGUGAUCACGACGCACACGACGCUGCGACCGCACACGCUGCGCCGGUUCGGGGGGCACGUGCACAACGACAUCGAGACCGAGUACGCGGACGUCACGGUCGACUUCUUCCCCGCGUCCGAUAGCACCCAGGAGAUGGUCUGGGUGCCCUCCGGCACGCGGCGGUACGUCGUCCACUACGACUGGGAGUGGUGGGGGAUCCACAGCGACAACCGGGACAUCCGCGCUAGCGACGAGCUGAAGGAGGUGGUGCUUGUCCUCCCAGGCAACACUCAGCCGCGGAUAGACAUGGACGACGCGGUGUUUGGUAUCGGCGCCGAGCUCGCACGGCUCGCAUUGCGUGGUUCGAGCCUGACCAUUGUGGGGUUCGAGAAGUGGUACGAGGUCGCCUGGGACACGGUACACAUCCUCUGGGACGGCUUUAUCGAGCACGCGCGGCUGGACGUCGGGAACAUGCCGGAGCAGCUGGGUGCAGCGGAGAAACGCACGCGGUUGGUGUCGCUCGCGGAGUGGUGUGCCGAGCUUGGUGACCGCGUCGGGGUUGAUGGGCCAGUGGAGACGGAGGAGGGCACCAUGACCUGA